Messenger RNA from Tripterygium wilfordii, 1658 nucleotides. Its product is annotated as putative aminoacrylate hydrolase RutD. NCBI's taxonomy places the organism in Eukaryota, Viridiplantae, Streptophyta, Magnoliopsida, Celastrales, Celastraceae. The transcript is spliced from 11 exons. The record is from RefSeq and is a predicted model, not a curated record. The coding region runs from base 68 to 1291 and encodes 407 amino acids. Gene Ontology annotation, molecular function: catalytic activity.
UCUUACCCCUUACCUAGUUACCUUUCCUCCCUUAAAUACCGGAAGCCACCCGAUUGUACAUAAAACGAUGCCGUAUUGCGAGGUCCUGAAAAACCAGACCGGCGGCGAUGGGGAUGCAAUCAACGACAAUGGAAUCAGGAUUUUCUACAGAACGUACGGACACGGGUCAACCAAAGUUCUCCUCAUCAUUGGAUUGGCGGGGACACAUGAGUCCUGGGGCCGGCAGAUUAGCGGGCUGACUGGCACGGAGAAGCCCAACGACGAUGAGAUUGGGGCCGAUGAUAGGGAAUUUAGGGAUGAGAGAGAUGGAGUUGGCUAUGACGGUGCUGGUGGUAUUGAGGUCUGUGCUUUUGAUAAUCGUGGAAUGGGUCGGAGCUCUGUGCCCACCAAAAAAUCCGAAUAUACAACAACUAUAAUGGCAAAGGAUGCAAUUGCUUUAUUGGAUCAUCUAGGAUGGGAAAAAGCACAUGUCUUUGGGCAUUCAAUGGGGGCUAUGAUAGCUUGUAAGUUAGCAGCAAUGGCGCCAGAUAGAGUUCUGUCUUUGGCCUUACUUAACGUAACUGGUGGAGGUUUUCAAUGUUUUCCAAAGCUUGACCGGCAGACAAUGUCCAUUGCAGUCCGUUUCUUAAGGGCAAAGACACCUGAGCAAAGGGCUGCAGUUGAUUUGGACACCCACUACAGUAAGGAAUAUCUUGAAGAAUUUGUUGGAUCUAACACCAGAAGAGUAAUACUAUAUCAAGAAUAUGUAAAAGGUAUAUCAUCAACCGGGAUGCAAUCUAAUUAUGGUUUUGUUGGUCAACUUAAUGCAUGCUGGACGCAUAAAAUGGCACGUUCAGAAAUUGAAGUGAUCCGAUCCGCGGGAUUCCUUGUAUCAGUCAUUCAUGGCAGGCAUGACAUCAUAGCUCAAGUACAGUAUGCUAGGAGACUAGCAGAAAAGCUAUAUCCUGUUGCUAAGAUGAUAGAGCUUCAUGGAGGGCAUCUAGUGAGUCAUGAGAGGACUGAAGAGGUCAAUCAAGCGCUUUUCAAGUUGAUCAAGGUUUCAGAAGUGAAGAUAAGCCCAUUUGAUUGGACUAAUUUGCCCAGCAAAGGCUCUCGAUACUCGGGCACUGAGAUGUCAUGUGCAAUAACAAGUACAGGAGAAAGCAAUGCCUCUUUCAUGUUUAAAGUGCUAGAAAAGCUACACCUUUUCCUAUUAUUCCUGUUUGGUCUCUUUGUAUUGGCGUAUGAGUAUGCAAGAAGAGCUUUAAGAAGACUCAGACCGGCGGCUAGAGUUGGAGCUUCUCUCACAUAAGCUUCUACUCACUUUGCCCCCUUUUUAAUUGGGGCUUCCACUUUGCUGUGUCUGGUGCAGCUGUUCAUGGUUUACUGGCUAUUGUUCGGUAAACGCAUCGGAAUGUUUAACAAGAAGUUUCUUUUAUAACCCAAAAGUUAUUAUGAAUGUUGCUCCUAAAUGCUCUUUAGGCAGUAGUGAUGGAAGGAAACCAAGGAUCCAAUAAUUGUAUGCCUUGGAUGUUGUUUACUUGCAACAAACUAUUUAUACAAUGACUUAUGUACUGUUGGAAUUGGGAGAGAAUAUUACGUUUCUUGUAAUUAUGGGUUGUAAAUAUUCCCUUUAAUUACUUUGAUUUAGUUUCCUAGAAUUAGGUUGAUUUGAUUGA